Messenger RNA from Paramormyrops kingsleyae, 1869 nucleotides. The record is from RefSeq and is a predicted model, not a curated record. NCBI's taxonomy places the organism in Eukaryota, Metazoa, Chordata, Actinopteri, Osteoglossiformes, Mormyridae.
ACCAGCGAGUUUUCACUUUGACCAUCAACAAUGUGACAACUGGGGACUCUGGUUAUUUCCGGUGUGGUGUGGAGAUCAGUGGAGCUUCAGAUGAUGGAGAUCAGGUUUUCCUGUCAGUGACUGAUGGUGUGUCCACAGUGAAAUGGAUGCGUGUACAGAGAAGAGGAUCUGUCACCAUCCCAUGUUUCUAUGAUGACAGAUAUAAAACUAAUGUGAAAUACUGGUGCAGAGGGAAAAAAAGGAAGUCAUGUACUCCCAUAGUACACAGUGACUCUCCACAGGAGGGUAAAGUGUCAGUCAGAGAUGAUCCUGACCAGCGAGUCUUCACUGUGACCAUCAACAAUUUCACAGAUGGGGACUCUGGUUACUACUGGUGUUGUGUGAAGAUCAAUGGAGCCUCAGAUCCUGGAGAUCAGGUUUCCCUCUCAGUCACUGAUGCUUCCUCAAGGCUGUCAGUGGACAAACAGGAGGUGACGGGUGUGGAAGGAGACAGUGUCAGUGUUCAGUGUCGCUAUGGAUACAGUGUAAAUAAGAAGCUGUGGUGUAAGAUCGGGGGCUCCUGUGUGUCAGAGAGAUCUGGGAGCUGGGAUCUGGAUGGGAGGCCUGUCCUGAUCAGGGAUGACACAGUAAAUAGAGUCUUCAUUGUGAAAAUAAGGGCACUGGAGAGGAAGGACACUGGCUGGUACUGGUGUGAUGCUGGAGGCUUGCAGAUCCCAGUUCAUAUUACUGUCAAACCAAUAAUCAUCACUGAAUCACAUGAUGAAGAUGGAGGGAAUAAUGAUAAACUGAGAUUGUUUCUGUAUGUAGGACUGGGCUUAUUGGUGCUGCUGUUGAUCAUCAUCAUCAUCACAUGGAAAGUGUGGGACAGACACAACAAAAAAACAACGAGUCAAAAUCAGGGAAACACAGAAUUGACACUGAACCCAGACCCUGAAUAUGCAGCAAUAGGCAACAUCAAGAGAGACCCCCCAGGGCAGGCCUCUGAGGAGCCUGGUGCUGAUGUCACCUACAGCUCCAUUGUCCUGUCAGACCCAGAGGUGUCCUCUAGAUGUUCUUCACACCGACCUGCUGUAACCCCAGCCAGCGAUGUGGUCUACAGCUCAGUCGCCCUGAAGCACAGAGAGUAGGGGGCAGCAAUUACACAGACAGGCUCCUCUACAUGUGGGGAGCUGCUGCUCAGGAUGAGAGCUGUGAGGGACACACAGAUACUCCAGUGAUGGGGAUGGUUAAAUAGAUGCAAGUGUACGACAUUAUCUUGGCAGUGUGUGAACUGUCCGUUUUCUUUUAUAUUAAUGGAAAAACAAAAAUCAUUAGCAAUUCUAGUUGAUUGUUAUAAUAUAGUUCACAGAAAUACAGUAUUCUGAGAAAGUGUUAGCCAGUGUCUUGUGUAUAUACAGUUUAUGUAGAGGUGAGGGGUUAAUGAGGUCUAAGCGCUUUGCUGCCCCCUGCUGGAGCCAUUUCACUGUUUACUAUAGAUCAGGAGUGCCCAACUCCAGUCCUAAAGGGCCAGAGCCCUGCACAUUCUUAGGUUUCCCCUCAAUUAACACACCUGAUUCAACUCAUUGUGCUACUUACCACGCAGCUCUUGAGCUGAAUCAUUUAUGAUGGAACAGGGAAAAAACUAAGCUACACAGGGCUCCGGCCCUCCAGGACUGGAGUUGGGCACCCCUGCUAUAGACAGUGGAAUUAAAAGCUGCCCUAUUACCAUUAUAUCAUAUUUCAGUAUAAAAGCUUUAGGUUAUUUCCACAGAAUGUUAGGCUUUUGUUUACUGAUAAAUGGAGUAUUAUUGAAAAUGCAGACCACAGACUGUGUGACUCAUCAUACACAAUGUUAAUAAAAAUGCUUUUCAUUCCUCCUGCAUGCUGCAA